UCAAAUAUUUUAGCGUACUUAUGGAUUUGAACCAUUCUAUCAAUUUCUCAUCUUCUUCGAGCACUUCUUCCCCAGUCGAUGAUUUCAUGCCAUUGGAUUCUUUCAUGCUGCCCGAUUGCGACCCUCAUCUUUCUACCAAAGAGGAGGAAGAUCAUGAGGCGAGACGCUCUAGUUUUACUCAACUGCAGAAGGAAAAUAUAGAUCUAUUUUGGAAUCAACAGUUGUUCGAGAUUCAAAAUACACCAGUGAGGAAAACCCAUCACGAAUUUCCUAUUGCAAGGGUAAAACGAAUAAUGAAAUCAGAUGGAAAAGUUAAGUUGAUUAGCUCGGAGACUCCCAUCUUGUUCUCCAAAGCAUGUGAGCUUUUCAUCAUGGAGCUCACACUUCGUUCAUGGUUGCACACCGAAGAAAGCAAGAGGCGUACACUUCAGCAUUGUGACAUAUCCAGGGCUCUUCGGAAUGAUCAACUUCUUGACUUCUUGGUGUCUUUGGGAUUUUCAAUCUCGAAUUCGUGA
This is a messenger RNA of Malus domestica (apple), 515 nucleotides long. RefSeq names its product nuclear transcription factor Y subunit C-2-like. Gene Ontology annotation, cellular component: nucleus. Gene Ontology annotation, biological process: regulation of transcription by RNA polymerase II. The record is from RefSeq and is a predicted model, not a curated record. NCBI's taxonomy places the organism in Eukaryota, Viridiplantae, Streptophyta, Magnoliopsida, Rosales, Rosaceae. Gene Ontology annotation, molecular function: protein heterodimerization activity; RNA polymerase II cis-regulatory region sequence-specific DNA binding; DNA-binding transcription factor activity, RNA polymerase II-specific.